GAGAAUAUCAUCUCAUUUUUAUAAAUUCUUUCUAAUCUAUAGAAAUUGUUUUUAAAACAAAAUUAAAUUAGCUAGCAGAAAUGGUGAUUAAACGCUGAUUAGUCGUCGUUUCUUCUGCUGCUUCUUCACCUCCAAUAAAUUCUGUAGUUCUCUUCCUCGUUCUUUUCGAGAUUAUCUGACCAAAGCGAUCUAUACAUACAUAUAUAUAUAUGGAUUAAAUAUAGUAUCAAAUUGUGGAUCUUUGGGAAACAUAAGCUUCAAUUAAAACACAUGACAGCCUUUUUCUGCUUCUGGGUCGCUUUAUCUUUAAGUUUUCCCGCUCUGUGUUCAUAAAUCAGGAGUUAGAGUGGCGAGAAAGCAAUAGUUGAAGAGAGAGAGAGAGACAGAGAGAUAGAGAGAGAGAGAAGCGAUGAACACUAGUGUUCGAGCUGCCCUUUCCUCCAUGAAAGCUCCUUCAAAGCAUGACACCAAUCAAGAGGAGAAGAAAAAGAUGGAGUCUUUAGGCAAUGGAGUUGUUGCUAAUUCAGGAAAAUCUCUGGUUAAUCGUCGCCGAGCUAACAGAGAAAAGAAAAUGGAUUUGCUACAAGAUGUUGAUAAGCUAAAGAGGAAGCUGAGACAGGAGGAGAAUGUGCAUAGAGCAUUGGAGAGAGCUUUCACUAGACCUUUAGGAGCUUUACCUCGUCUUCCAUCUUACCUCCCUCGAUAUACAUUGGAGCUUCUUGCUGAAGUAGCUGUUCUUGAAGAGGAAGUGGUUCGGUUAGAAGAGCAAGUUGUAAGUUUUAGACAAGGUUUAUACCAAGAAGCUGUUUACAUAUCUUCCAAGAAGAAUCUGGAGAGUCCUAAUAACAACAGUCUAAAAGAGAAUUCUCCCGUUAGAAGCAGUAAACACCAGCGAUCGAAAUCCAUGUCGCAACACGAGUUCAAUUCUAUGAUCACUCCCCCUAAAAAGCAUCAACAGUCUCUUAGUCUAAGCAGAAGCAUCUCAAGUAGGAAACUAUUCUCCUCUGAUCAAACAGUUAAUGAUCGAAGUGGUCAGAGAUUGGUAAAUGGCAAACAAGCCUCGCCUAAACCGAAUCUGAGCAGUGUUGCUAAGCCAGUGGAUGUGAGGGGGAAAGAGAAUCAGACCUCUAGUAAUGGUUUAAAAGACAAGAAGGAUAAAGAAUCACCUGAGAAGAGGCUUGGCAGAUUCUUGACAUCUGUGAAGAAGAAGAAACCUUUGAAUAAACCGGAGGCAGCAGCCGAUAAAUGCGUAGAAUCAAUUAAACUGCCGCUAGAUGAUAGAUUAGCAGAUCAGGACAAAGCACAAGAGAGUGUCUCGGGAUCAUCUUCGGAAGACAAAUCGCUGCAAAGUGGAAAUGCAGCAAACAGAGUUUCAGAGGAUUUACUGAAAUGCCUAGUGAGUAUUAUCUUGAGGAUUAGUUCGUCGAAGGACAUUGUGUUGGAUCCAUAUAGUAACUGUUCAGAAUGGAGAACAAGAGAAGUUGGUGCAUACAAGAAUCUUUGCUCAGUUGAUGCAUCUUCAAUUGAUCUUGGAAGAAAAAUCAAUGCUUCAUUUCUGAUCCAUCGUCUCAAGUUCCUGCUUAAUAAGCUUUCCGUUGUAAAUCUAGAUGGUCUUAGUCACCAGCAGAAGCUAGCAUUCUGGAUCAAUACUUAUAAUUCCUGCGUAAUGAAUGCAUUCUUGGAGCACGGAAUCCCGGGGACCCCUGAAAUGGUUGUAGCCCUGAUGCAGAAGGCAACAAUAAUUGUAGGAGGACACUCGCUAAACGCAAUCACAAUCGAACAUUUCAUCUUGAGACUUCCAUACCACUUGAAAUUCACUUGUCCCAAAACUGCAACACAUGAAGAGAUGAGAGCUCAUAGCACAUUUGGAUUGGAAUGGUCAGAGCCAUUGGUCACUUUCGCUCUCGCUUGUGGAAGCUGGUCCUCUCCCGCUGUAAGGGUUUACACAGCAGCUAAUGUAGAGGAAGAGCUAGAAGCUGCAAAGAGAGAUUAUCUUCAAGCAUCUGUUGGGAUCUCAAAGAAGAACAAAUUAAUGCUUCCAAAGGUACUAGAUUGGUAUUUACUGGACUUUGCGAAGGAUUUGGAAUCGUUGCUCGAUUGGGUUUGCCUUCAGUUGCCUGAUAAACUGAGAGAAGAAGCGGGUAUGUGCAUGGAGAGAAAGAACAAAGAAUCACUUAUGGAGUUGGUUCAAGUAGUACCAUAUGACUUCAGUUUCAGGUUGCUUUUGCAUCAAUGAAAAAAAGGUUUCUUGAUUUGUGAUGAAAGAAAAUGUGAAACAUUGUAUAGAUUUGGGGAGGGUAAAGUAGAGCAUGGUUUUUUUGGGUUGUCUGAGUAUAUAGGAUAUGUUUGUGUUCUUUACUAUAAACCAUAAAGUGAUGCAAUUUAUUCAAUUGAUUUUAUCUGUAAUGCUAUAUAUGUACACCAUUUUUUUAUUUCC
This is a messenger RNA of Eutrema salsugineum, 2437 nucleotides long. RefSeq lists its product as uncharacterized. The coding region runs from base 410 to 2236 and encodes 608 amino acids. NCBI's taxonomy places the organism in Eukaryota, Viridiplantae, Streptophyta, Magnoliopsida, Brassicales, Brassicaceae. The transcript is spliced from 11 exons. The record is from RefSeq and is a predicted model, not a curated record.